UUCGGUAUGCGGAGGAUCGCUGAGUAUGAAAGCAGAGCACCACCACGAAGCUGUGCUGGAAAGGGGGGCGGGAUUCCGUGCUUCCCACCGCUGGCCCUGCAGCGCCGAAGGACAGGAGUCGAGAGCGCUUCAGGGGGCGGUUUUGCGAAGGACGCUGCGAACUUGCCCAAAGUGCAAAGACAUCCGUGCAAAGGACCCUACCCCAGUCUCCUACUUGCUGGGCCUUGGCUAUCCAGCCAGGUCAAAGGUCAUCUCCAAGCAUGCUGCCCACCUGCCACACCCCCUGCCUAAGAACCCUCCUGCCACUGGUGGGCCUGCUUCUGUCGCUAAUGUUGAUCAGCAGCCAUGCCUUAUCUCCCCCUCGGUUCACGAAGGUCCCUGUUGACCAGAUCGGUGUUUCCGGUGGUGUGGUCUCCUUCGUGUGCCAGGCGACAGGUGACCCCAAGCCUCGCGUGAGCUGGAAUAAGAAAGGGAAGAAGGUCAACUCUCAGCGUAUCGAGACAAUCGAGUUCGAUGAGGGUGCAGGUGCAGUCCUGCGGAUCCAGCCACUACGGGCGCCCCGUGAUGAGAACAUUUAUGAGUGUGUCGCUGAAAACAGUGAAGGCGAGGUCACUGUCAAUGCCAGACUGUCCAUAAUUCGAGAGGACCUGCUUCCACCAGGUUUCCCCAACAUCGACAUGGGCCCGCAGUUAAAAGUAGUGGAGCGUACACGUACAGCAACCAUGCUGUGUGCUGCGAGUGGUAAUCCAGAUCCUGAGAUCACCUGGUUCAAGGAUUUCCUGCCCAUAGAUCCCAGCGCAAGUAAUGGGCGAAUCAAACAGCUGCGGUCAGAGGGUACUCCUAUUCGAGGCGCCCUCCAGAUAGAGAACAGCGAGGAGACCGACCAGGGGAAGUAUGAGUGUGUGGCGUCCAAUGUGGAGGGCGUCCGUUACUCCUCCCCUGCCAACCUAUAUGUGAGAGAGCUUCGAGAAGUGCGGCGUGUGCCCCCGCGCUUCUCGAUCCUGCCCACCAGCCAUGAGAUCAUGCCGGGCGGCAGUGUCAACAUUACAUGUGUGGCAGUGGGCUCGCCCAUGCCCUACGUCAAAUGGAUGCUCAACUCUGAGGACCUAACUCCAGAGGAUGAGAUGCCAGUGGGCCGCAACGUGCUAGAACUCAACGGUGUGCGCGAGUCAGCAAACUACACCUGUGUGGCCAUGAGCAGCCUGGGUAUCAUUGAGGCUGUGUCCCAGAUCAUCGUCAAGUCCCUGCCUAAACCUCCGGGGACACCUGUGGUGACAGAAACCACAGCAACUAGUAUCACCAUCACCUGGGACUCAGGCAACCCAGAUCCUGUCUCCUACUACAUCAUCCAGUACCGUGCUAAAUCUCCUGACAGCAAGUACGAGGUUGUAGACGGAAUUACCACUACUCGCUACAGCAUUGGUGGCCUGUCACCCAACACGGAGUACGAGAUCCGCGUUUCAGCUUUUAAUACCAUUGGCCAGGGGCCACCUAGCGAACCAGUGGAAGCCCGCACUGGAGAGCAAGCACCCGCCAGCCCACCCCGCAACAUUCAGGCCCGCAUUAUCUCCCAAAACACAAUGAUGGUCCGGUGGGAGGAACCUGAAGAACCAAAUGGGCAGAUUAAGGGCUAUCGUGUCUACUACACCUUGGAACCCUCCCUACCAAUGAAUCAGUGGCAGAUCCACAAUGUGCAGGACAGCUUGAUCACCACAAUACAGAGUCUCACUCCUUCAGCCACCUACACUAUCCGUGUGUUGGCUUUUACUUCUGUGGGUGAUGGCCCCUUCUCUGACUAUAUCCAGGUUAAAGUGCUACAGGGAGUCCCUGGGCAGCCCACUAAAUUCCAGGUUGGUGCAGUAUCUGAUACCAGCAUCGAGUUAACCUGGGAGCCUGCAUAUGACAAGGAGGGAAUCAUAAGUUAUGAGCUACGUUACAGAGAGGGUGGUGUGGGUACUCAGGUAACAAAAACUUUCGGACCAACCUCCUCCUACAUCGUGGAGGGGUUACGAGCAAACACAGAAUACCGCUUUUCCCUGGCCGCAAUCUCCAGUAAAGGAAUUGGAGCCUUCACCAACGAGAUAGUGCAGAGAACCUCCCAAGCCAAGCCCUCCGCCCCCCCUCAAGACGUUAAGUGCAGCAGCGCCAGCUCCACCGCCCUCCUGGUAAGUUGGCGCCCCCCACCGAUGGAGAAUCAGAAUGGUGCCCUUGCGGGGUACGUGGUGCGCUACCAGUUGGUGGGAACGGAAGCCCACACAGAUCCCGUGGAGGAGCCCGCUGUGCCGCCCACCUCUGGGCAGCUCCUCCUGCAGGGGCUGGAGAAGUGGACCCAGUACCAUGUCACCGUGGCGGCCUUCACCUCCGUCGGGCUUGGUCCCAAGAGCCAGCCCCUGCUGUGCCGCACCGACGAAGACGUGCCGGGUGCCCCGCCUCGUCGUGUGGAGGUGGAAGUUCUGAACUCCACGGCACUCAAAGUGAUGUGGCGCUCGCUGUUGCCGGGGCGACAGCAUGGCCAGAUCCGUGGCUAUCAGGUCCACUACGUGCGUGUGGAGGACGGCGAGUCCCGAGGCUUGCCCCUCAUAAAGGACGUCAUGCUGGCUGACGCCCAGUGGGAAACGGAUGAUACUGCUGAAUACGAAAUGAUCAUUGGGGAGCUGCAGCCCAACACCACUUACUCGAUCACCGUCGCAGCGUACACAACGAAAGGGGACGGCGCACGCAGCAAGCCUAAGCUUGUGGUGACAAAAGGAGCAGUCCCUGACCUGCCCUUGCUGUCCGUACGCCAGGACACAGAGACAACAGCAUUGGUACAGUGGCAGCCACCGAAGGCUAUACCCCCCGGGCUGGAUGUUCAAGGCUACCGGCUACAGUUUGGGCGCAAGGACGUCACCCCACUGGCUAUCCUGGAGUUUGGUCCACAAGAGCGGAAAUACACAGCUACUGUGCAUCGCGGUGCCACCUACGUGUUUCGGCUGUCAGCAAAGAGUCACUCUGGGUUUGGGGAGGAGGCCUACCAAGAGCUGACCAUCCCAGAGGAGGCUCCCAAAGGCUACCCCCAGAUCACUGAGGGCUCUAACGUGACCUGCUGCUCAUUGCAGCUCUCUUGGUUGCCGCCAUUGUUGGCGGACCGCAGCGGCACCAUCAUCAAAUACACAGUGGCUUAUAAGGAGGUGGGCAGUGCGGGUGCCCCCCGCGAACUCUCCUUCCCAGCCAGCGAGACCAGCUGCACCAUCAACAGCCUUAGGCCUGACUCGGCAUACGACAUCAAAGUCCGUGCGCACACCAGAGUAGGUGCAGGGCCCUACAGCCCCCCGGUGCAGUACCGCACUGUGGCCUUCGAAACAGAUGUUCCGAAGAACUUCACUGUGAAGCUGGUCACCAAGACAACGGUGCUCCUGACGUGGAAGUUUCCGGAGAGCCGUCAACCCUUUCGUUGCACGAUUGAGUACAAUCGUCAGAAGAUGGAUGUGGAUGCUAGGGUAACAAAAGCACUGAUCACCAACCUGAGGCCCAAUACCACAUACGACUUCAGAAUCGUCUGCCAAGAGAACAACGUUGGCGGUCUGCGCCACCAGGUUGUUGCUAGAACGGCUCCUCCGAUCACGUUCAAGAAACCGGAGAUAGAUCUCAGCCGUGAGCCUGAAAACAUUCUGAGCAUCAUCUUUCCCCCGCUGGAGGCCAAAGACAUGAUAAGAAACAUGUAUGUAGUGGUGGUUCCAGUGAAGAAGGGCCGUGGACCCAUUAGAAAUAUAAAGAAUCCUGAUGAGAUGGACCUGGAAGAGCUGCUGAAGGAUAACAGUCAGAAACAGCAGCAGAGCCGCACGUCACGCCACCGAAGGCAGCUGGAUACCCGCAAGCCCUACAUUGCAGCCUGCUUUAAGCCCACGGCCAUGCCCUCAUCCUUCACUCUGGGCAACCAGGUGGACUACAAUGGCUACCUGAACCGGGGCCUUGACCCAGGGCAGGAGUAUGUCAUUUUCCUGCUGGCAGAGCUCAACACCACAGCUGGGAGGAUGUUUGUGGCUAGUCCAUAUACAGAUGUUAUCACAGCCCCAGAUGUGGACACUCAGCCUGUGGAGACAGGAGGAGAUGGGCUUAUCUGGGUGGUGGGUCCAGUCCUAGCAGUGGUCUUCAUCAUCUGCAUUGUUAUUGCCAUUCUGCUCUACAAGAACAGUAAACCUGACAGCAGCAAAAGGAAAGACUCAGAACCACGGACCAAAUGUUUGCUGAACAAUGCCGAGAUCACUCCACACCAUCCCACAGACCCAGUGGAGAUGAGACGCAUCAACUUCCAAACCCCAGAUUCUGGUCUGAGCAGCCCUCUAAGUGAAGCCGAUUUUGACUAUGAAAGCAUGAUGAACCACCCGCCAAUCCCCAUUGCAGAGCUGGCGGAGCACACAGAGAUGUUGAAAGCCAACGACAACCUGAAGCUCUCGCAGGAGUAUGAGUCUAUUGAUCCUGGCCAGCAGUUUACAUGGGAGCAUUCCAACUUGGAAGUCAACAAGCCCAAGAACCGCUAUGCUAACGUCAUCGCUUACGACCACUCCCGCGUCAUCCUUUCCCCAAUUGAAGGCAUAUCAGGCAGUGACUACAUCAAUGCCAACUAUAUUGAUGGAUACCGCAAGCAGAAUGCCUACAUUGCCACCCAGGGCCCACUGCCUGAGACCUUUGGGGACUUCUGGAGGAUGGUGUGGGAACAGAGGGCUGCCACCAUUGUGAUGAUGACGAGACUGGAGGAGAAGUCACGGGUCAAAUGUGACCAGUACUGGCCCAGCCGUGGGACAGAGACCUAUGGGAUGACCCAAGUGACCCUGCUGGACACCAUAGAGUUGGCCACCUUCUGUGUGCGCACCUUUUGCCUCCACAAGAAUGGCUCAAGUGAAAAGAGGGAGGUGCGGCAGUUCCAGUUCACUGCAUGGCCUGACCAUGGUGUGCCAGAGUAUCCUACCCCCUUCCUGGCCUUCCUGCGGAGAGUGAAGACCUGCAACCCUCCAGAUGCAGGUCCCAUCAUUGCACACUGCAGUGCUGGCGUGGGCCGCACAGGUUGCUUCAUUGUGAUCGACGCCAUGCUGGAGCGCAUCAAGCAUGAGAAAACAGUAGACAUCUAUGGGCAUGUCACGCUGAUGCGCUCACAGCGUAAUUACAUGGUGCAAACAGAGGACCAGUACAGCUUCAUCCACGACGCGCUGCUGGAGGCAGUAGCCUGUGGCAACACCGAGGUGGCUGCCCGCAGCCUUUACUCCUACAUCCAGAAGCUGGCCCAGGUGGAGAGCGGGGAGCACGUCACUGGCAUGGAGUUGGAGUUUAAGCGCCUGGCCAACUCUAAAGCCCACACGUCUAGAUUUAUAAGUGCCAAUCUACCGUGCAACAAGUUCAAGAACCGCCUUGUCAACAUCAUGCCCUACGAAACAACUCGUGUGUGCCUGCAGCCCAUCCGCGGGCUCGAGGGCUCUGAUUACAUCAAUGCCAGCUUCAUCGACGGAUACAGGCAACAAAAAGCAUACAUUGCCACGCAGGGCCCUCUGGCGGAAACUACCGAGGACUUCUGGAGGAUGCUGUGGGAGAACAACUCCACCAUCGUUGUGAUGCUGACCAAGCUGAGGGAAAUGGGCAGGGAAAAGUGUCACCAGUACUGGCCAGCUGAGCGGUCAGCCAGGUACCAGUACUUUGUGGUGGACCCCAUGGCGGAAUACAACAUGCCCCAGUACAUUCUGAGGGAGUUCAAGGUCACCGAUGCCAGGGACGGUCAGUCCAGGACAGUGCGGCAGUUCCAGUUCACGGACUGGCCAGAGCAAGGCGUGCCAAAGUCUGGGGAGGGCUUCAUCGACUUCAUCGGCCAGGUGCACAAAACCAAGGAGCAGUUUGGACAGGACGGCCCCAUCUCGGUGCACUGCAGCGCUGGUGUUGGACGGACCGGAGUCUUCAUUACCCUUAGCAUCGUGCUAGAGAGGAUGCGCUAUGAAGGUGUGGUGGACAUCUUCCAGACCGUCAAGAUGCUGCGGACACAGCGGCCAGCGAUGGUUCAGACAGAGGAUGAAUACCAGUUUUGCUACCAAGCUGCUUUGGAAUAUCUAGGAAGCUUUGAUCACUAUGCAACAUAAAAAAGCCAUUUCUACCACCCCUCUUCUGCCAUCCCCUUCUAAAGUCUUCUGAGCCAUAGAAACUUGCUUGAAAUUUUAAAAAACCAACACAAAAACAACCCCGAUCUAAGGAAAAUCACUAGAAAAAGCAAUCAAGAGUGCGUUGCAUUCCGACCAACAGCAGGACGAUUGUAGUGAGGGGAAAGUGUUUGAAAAGUAUCCGUCAAUAUUACCACAUACACCCUCACUCAGGAAUUACCUGAAAAUCAAACCAAACAGUGGCUCAAGCCCUGGGGUGGGAACGAUCAAAGUAUCAGACUGCUGUCUUUACCUCAAGUGUUACGAUGCAGAGGGAGUAAAUAUACAUAUUUUGUGGAUUUCUGUUUCAGAUGUAACUUAAAAAUAUUACAGAGCAAAUGUUAAAUAUAGCAAGAAUAACCAGGCAAAGCUGACUUAAAUAGGGGGGAUUAAUUAUUGUGUUUGCGAAAAAGGAAGAGAAAAGAUAAGGUUUGACUUUAUCUCAGAUGAAAGGUAAAUACCAGCUUUAGGGUAACAGAUGUUGAAACAGGGGUCGGGGUAGAUUUUACUACUUCUCAUGGAAAUCAGCCGGGAAGGUAGCCAACAAAGAAGGUGGCACGAUCCCAAGAUGAAUGUCCUCGGAACAAAAAGCCGACUGCUGAAAGAUAAACCACUUGAGAGAGGAGCAAGGGGGAUCCAGACCUGAGGGAAUAGUUAAAGAAACGGGUAAAAACAGAAGUGACAUCUGAUGGCCCCCUCCAGUUAACCUCUGCCUCCCAGCAGAUUCAAACUUUCUGUAACUAUAAGUGAAAAAAAAAGGACUACUCCAUAGUUUUUGGCAGCACUUGUAACUCCAUCCUGCAGAACUGAGAACACCAACCAAAGUUUUGGACUGCCAGCAAAACUAGCACCUCUUUAACAAAUAACCGUUGUGUCAAAGCCAAAUUUUUUUGUUUUUGUUUUUUUUUUUUUAUUAAAGCUAGUAGUCGUCAGUGCCAGGUCCAUGUGUGGCUGAGCAUUUGAGUUGUGUGGACAGUUUGGAUACUGUCAAGCAGACCAACCUGACAGUUUUCGACAUACAAUCACACUGUCUCACUCGUACCCGAAUUUGCAGAAGUGGCCCAGGUCUUGAUCUGCUCUUGAAGGACCUGACAAUUCACAGAUAUAUUUUUUGUUCUUUUUUUUCCAUUGUGGUUGCCAGUAUGUGUAUUAUUUUGGUUGUGUACAGCGGAAGGGCCCGAUUUGUUUGAGUUUUGAAAAACUGAAGAGAAAGAAGAAAAGGACAGGAUUUAAAAAAUCAUCUGUGGUUGGCAUGGAGGGAGAAUUGUUUCACGCAAAGACUUGCACCCCCACUUCGGUAGCUGCAUUCUACAGUGGUCUGCAGCCAUUCCAAACAUUUGUAUCAUUGACAUCUUUAACUUUUGUUUCUUUCUUGUAUAGAGGUGUCUAUACUAAACAUGCUGCUUGUUUUCAGCCUGCUGUACUGCGGCGAUGCGCCAGUACAGAGCUGACGGCAAAAUGUGAAGAUGCUCCACAGAGCGGUCACCGGCACCCACCCAUCUUCUGCUUGGAGUGUGGCCCCCGAGUAAUAAGCUGACAAGCAAACCCAGAGCAGGGCUACAUGACUCCCUACUGCCAGAGCAGCAUGAAGCUCACUCUUAGCCUGAAUUUCUUUCAAUCCUCCAGGCAUAGUUUUUACUCAGCUGUGGAAGAAAUGGUUGGAGGCAGGGUGGAUUUUUCAGACUGCUUGGGUGUCCCAGAGUCCAAUUUGUGGUACUUUUAUCUGCCUGGAGAAGUUUCGCAGUAUGGCACCAUUAGGUCUUCAACCAACUAGCAUUCCGAAAAGCAGUAUAGGAACAGGGAGUGUCCUUUGAGAGUGACCGUCGCGGCAAGCGGAAUGAGUGUUUUUGCUCUCCAGUCAAAGAGACACAGUCGCCAGGAAUCACUGCACUCCAUUCCUUUUGUUUGCGUCAUCUGAGCUGCCGUUUUUAAUUGGGUUGCCAUCAAGAAAAAAUCACCAGUACCCUUCCCUGAGUCCUUCAUCGAAAACGUGCUGCUGCCUGUUGUCUGAGAAAUAGCUCCUACAACCCCCUUAAACUUCCUUGUAGAAAUCCAUAUUUCAGCACAACGCAUAGCCAGGGGUACUCGUAUACAGUGAAUUCUGCAAGGAGUUUUUUGAGAGGUGUGUUCAUCAACAGUCUCAUGAAGGGUGCUGUGAGUAGUCUUUCUUAUUUCCAAACAAGCCUUAUUGUUAUUGUAACAUUAUGAACCAUUAAUAUUGUAUUAUUAUUAUUGUUUUAAUUUACCAACUUGGCUUUUAUUAAUUUUUUAACAGCUCUAUUGUUCGCAUUUUUAAGAUUAGAUGAAAAAAAUAACAAAAUGCUUAACUGUUCAUAUUAUGUUAAAAGACAUUCUA
Molecule: messenger RNA, 8514 nt
Organism: Scleropages formosus (Asian bonytongue)
Lineage: Eukaryota; Metazoa; Chordata; Actinopteri; Osteoglossiformes; Osteoglossidae
Product: receptor-type tyrosine-protein phosphatase S-like
Exons: 38
Coding region: 261-6101 (1946 amino acids)
Biological process (GO): protein dephosphorylation
Molecular function (GO): protein binding; protein tyrosine phosphatase activity
Source: RefSeq, a predicted model, not a curated record